AUAAAAAUAUAAGGAAAGUUUGGAAUAUGUGCCAGACUUCAAUUAUGUAAAGCUUACGACAGCAAAUGGCUCGGUCACAUUUGGAGUACAAAUUGAGCUUAUCCUUUCUGGGUUUUCAAGAUAAGAAUCAAGCAGUGCAUAUCUCAUCUGGGUUUUCCUUGGUAACAGUGAUAAAGAGAGAAAAUGUUGGAAGGAAAAGCUAUGAUAGAGGAUACUGAUAUGCCUUUGAAGAUGCAGAUCCAAGCUAUGGCUUCUGCUUCUCAUUCUCUUGAUUUAUUUGAUGUCUCUGAUUGCAAAUCCAUUGCUGCUCACAUCAAAAAGGAUUUUGACAAGAGAUAUGGAGGAGGAUGGCAAUGUGUGGUGGGUUCAAAUUUUGGUUGUUUCUUCACUCAUUCAAAAGGAACCUUCAUCUACUUCACACUUGAGACACUCAAAUUCCUCAUCUUCAAAGGGGCUGUCUCUUCUUAACGUCAGAAAGAAACAAGGGUUUAUUUGAAACAAAAAAGGGCAAUUACUCUUUUCCAUCAUGUCAUUUUCUUUCUAGGUUUUUAUUGUCAUCUCACUUUAUUUUAUGAGGCGACGAAUAGAAGUUCAGUAUUUUCAGUCUUGAGAGCUGAUGCAAGGUUGUUUUUGGUAUUUUUCCUUGCUGUGGUUUAAGACAAUUAUAUCUGCCCAACUUUUGUAUAUAUUAGUAGUACUAAUGUACUAUCCUGAUGCUUUACUGCAUUAUCUGUCUUCAUACUCUGAAUCUUCAUCAUUAUUGUUAAUUACUAUCUAUUUGUGUCUCA
Beta vulgaris subsp. vulgaris (sugar beet) is the source of this 788-nucleotide messenger RNA. RefSeq names its product dynein light chain 1, cytoplasmic. Gene Ontology annotation, molecular function: dynein light intermediate chain binding; dynein intermediate chain binding. Lineage: Eukaryota; Viridiplantae; Streptophyta; Magnoliopsida; Caryophyllales; Amaranthaceae. Gene Ontology annotation, biological process: microtubule-based process. The coding region runs from base 184 to 468 and encodes 94 amino acids. Gene Ontology annotation, cellular component: dynein complex. The record is from RefSeq and is a predicted model, not a curated record. The transcript is spliced from 3 exons.